AUGGAAUUGACACUACCAAAAGAAUAUUUCGAAACUGUUUCACCACUUAUUAUACAAAAACGUGUCAUCGCAUAUAAUAGAUUUAAUAGAGCAGCAGAUGUUUCUGUAUCAAGCCUGUCAUUUGAAUUCAAAAAUGGAGAAGGAGUUUUUCAUAAACGAGAUCCUUCGUCAUUUAAAUUUAAGUUAUUAGAAGAACCAGGUGGGAAACGGAGAAUUCAGUUAAGGUUAUUUGAUUUAACAACAAAAGAAAAUUUACCUCCUUAUUCACUUGCAAAGAUAACAAUAAAUAAAAAUAGUUUUGAAUUAUCAAAGUAUUUUGCUAGACCAAAAUUAAUUGAAAAAGUAAAUAAUUUCAAAAUAUUUAAUUGUAUUGAUGUUACUGAUUUACUAAAAGAAGGAAAAAAUAUUAUUUCAGUUGUGUCUAAGAAUAUUAUUGAAAAUGGAAUUAUUUCAUUAGUUGAUAUUGAAAAUCUUGGAAUAAGUGAGUGUGUUCAAUCAAUUGUUUCAAAAUGUGGUAGAAGUACGGAAUUACAAUCUUUUGAUUUAGAAGCAAUGGACGAAGAAAUGGAUGUUGAAGAAGAGCAACAAACAAUUUCAUUAAAAUGUCCUAUAAGUUAUCAGAGAAUAGUAAUUCCUGCAAGAGGAUUAAAUUGUUCACAUUUGGCUUGUUUUGAUUUAGAGAAUUAUAUUAGAAAUUCUACCACUAAACAGUGUUUUAAUUGUCCCAUUUGUUAUAAACCAGUUCCUAUUAAAGAAGUAGUAAUAGAUAAUAAAGUACUUUCCUUACUUAAACAAUCUUCAGAUGAUGUUUCAAUGAUAUCUCUUAGUUCAGAUGGUAUGAUAACUCAAAUUCAUGAUACAACAACUAAUGAAGAUUUAGAAAAACAGACUGAUUUGGAAGAACAAAAAUAUUUAAAGAAACAGGUUACUCUAUCUUUACCAAAAAUAUCAAAACCAUUAUUUGUUUUUCCUUUUCAAACUACAACAACAAUUCCUCAUCUUUCUAAAGAACAAACAACAAAACCUAAAACAACUCAACUGAAAAGAACAUUUACUCCAAAUACAUUGAAUCAAAUUAUAGGAGUUUCUGAAUUAAGUAAUAUUGAAAAGAUAACAAAAGGUAUAGCUCCAACAAAAAAACUACAACUGAACCAUAUGCCUCAAAUACAGUCAUUGUUUAAAGGAAAAGGAGAAAGCAAAGAUGAUCCUAUUGAAUUGUAA
Molecule: messenger RNA, 1221 nt
Organism: Entamoeba dispar SAW760
Lineage: Eukaryota; Evosea; Mastigamoebida; Endamoebidae
Product: sumo ligase, putative
Exons: 1
Coding region: 1-1221 (406 amino acids)
Biological process (GO): protein sumoylation
Molecular function (GO): SUMO ligase activity; zinc ion binding
Source: RefSeq, a predicted model, not a curated record